Drosophila takahashii is the source of this 1860-nucleotide messenger RNA. It is a transcript of the gene Diap1, whose product is annotated as Death-associated inhibitor of apoptosis 1. The record is from RefSeq and is a predicted model, not a curated record. Gene Ontology annotation, biological process: regulation of cell cycle; positive regulation of protein ubiquitination; negative regulation of apoptotic process. Lineage: Eukaryota; Metazoa; Arthropoda; Insecta; Diptera; Drosophilidae. Gene Ontology annotation, cellular component: cytoplasm; nucleus. Gene Ontology annotation, molecular function: cysteine-type endopeptidase inhibitor activity involved in apoptotic process; ubiquitin protein ligase activity.
CAGUUCGCGUCAGUUCGGAAUCGAAACUCAACAACUCAACACGUACGGAGCAAUGGAUUACUGAGCUACUCUCGAUACUAAUUUAUGCAUUUAAAGCUAGAAUAAAGUACAAAAAUAAAGUAUUUACCGGACUCAAUUGUGAUAGUUGGCUUUGUAACAACAAGCAAGAGCAACAACAAAGAAACGAACGAGAUAACAGAGAACGCGUGCUUGUCUAAGUGUAACUGUAACAUUAUUGUGUUUUUCCGUUCAUUUUGUUCACGGAAAAUCAAUAUUGACUGUGAAAGCGCAUUAUUAUACGAUUUCCAUAUCGUCGAAUCUCAUCGCAGAGGAAAUUUCCAGCGGGAACUUGAGUUUUUCAAGAAAAAGAGAAAAGCCGUCAAGUUUCGAGCUCAGAGGGUAGCAGCCGGAGAAGUAUUUAAGGAUCAACAGUCUUGUGGAGAUAACCAAUACCAGAACGCAACAUGGCAACAUUUGUGCUAGCCGAUCUUCCGUCGUAUGGACCCAGCGCUUUCGACCUAGUACACGAUCAGGUGGAUAACAAUACGAACGCGACGACGACGCAGCUAUUCAAGAACAAUAUCUACACCAUAAUGAACGAUUUAAACCGCGAGGAGGCGCGCCUGAAGACCUUCACCAACUGGCCGCUGGAGUGGCUGGAUAAACGCCAAUUGGCCCAGACGGGCAUGUUCUACACCCACGUCGACGACAAGGUGAAAUGCUAUUUCUGCGGCGUGGAAAUCGGACGCUGGGAGCAGGAGGAUCUACCCGUUCCGGAGCAUCAGCGAUGGUCGCCCAACUGCCCGCUGCUGCGCCGACGCACCACAAACAAUGUGCCCGUCAAUGGGGAGGCAUUGGAUCGCAUCCUGCCGCCGAUCAGCUACGAUAUCUGCGGUGCCAACGACUCGACGACGGCGGUGGAGCUGCGGGAGCAUGCCUACGCCGAAGGACGCAUACCCAUGUCGCAGCUGAUCCAGUCGAUAGGCGUGAAUACAGCGAAUGCGGCCGCUUCUGUCGCUGGAAUAUCAUCCUCCCCGCCGCCAAUGAGCUCGAUUGCCGCCACGCAUGCGUCAACGGCCACGCAGGCCAACGGCGAUGUCCAGCCGGAGACGUGUCGUGCCCCAGCCGCCAGUGGCAAUUAUUUUCCCGAGUAUCCCGAAUACGCCGUCGAGUCGGCACGCCUGCGCACCUUCGAGGCGUGGCCGCGGAACCUAAAACAAAAGCCCCACCAGCUGGCCGAGGCGGGUUUCUUCUACACGGGCGUUGGAGAUCGCGUCCGCUGCUUCAGUUGCGGCGGUGGUCUCAAGGACUGGGACGACAACGACGAGCCCUGGGAACAGCAUGCCCUGUGGCUCAGUCAGUGUCGUUUCGUCAAGCUGAUGAAGGGUCAACUCUACAUCGAUACUGUGGCUGCCAAACCAGAACCAGCCGAGGAGAAGGAGGAGGAGAGUUCGAUAGUAGGAGUCGAGGUGGCCAGCAGACAGGUCUCAGCGGAGGAGGAGGCAUCGCAGGCGGCCAGUUCGGGGGAUGUUGCCCCGUCCGUGGCUCCCACGGCAGCCACCCGCAUCUUCGAGAAAAUUCAGGAGGCAUCAUCAUCGGUGGCCUUGGCCUCCAACAACAGCGGCUCCUCCUCCUCCAUACCCGAGGAGAAGCUGUGCAAGAUCUGCUACGGCGCCGAGUACAAUACGGCAUUCCUGCCCUGCGGUCAUGUGGUGGCCUGCGCCAAGUGCGCCUCCUCCGUGACCAAGUGCCCGCUGUGCCGGAAACCCUUCACCGAUGUGAUGCGUGUAUAUUUUUCUUAAAAUCCCUAACCUGCAGUCAGGUUGAAUUCAAAUUAAGAAUUAACAUUAUGAAACCCAU